AUGUCCAGCCCGUCGCAGCUCUUCCUGCUCGCCGACCACAUCAAGCUGUCGCUGCUUGAGUGGAAGCGAGCCAAAGCCCUCAAUCCCGACGACGACUCUCUCAGCGGUGACAUCUCGCGCUCCUUCGACCAGCUCCGGAAUGGCAUCGCCUCGCUGGACCAGGAAAGCGCCCGCCUUCAGCAGGCCGGCGAUCAAGCGGGCGCGCAAGCCAUUGCUGAAUCUCUCCCGGCGCUGCACAAGCAGUUUGACGAGUUAAUAUCUCAGUUUCAUUCCCUCUCUGGCACCUCCGCCAACUCGCCCGAUGCUGCAGCCGGCGAAGAGACGGACGACCUCGCAUCCUCAGCCAACAGAUCCGGCCGCAAGCCCAAGACGGUGCGGUUCAGCGAAACGCCCCGGUCGCCGACCCAGGAGCUCUUCGGCCGCUACCACGACGAUCCGAAUGCCUCGUCGGACUCGCUGGGAUACAGCGACAAUGCUGCCGGGAUGUCAAAUCAGCAGAUAUACGAAUACCAUAAUCAGAUUAUGCAAGAGCAAGACGAGCAUCUCGAUCGCCUGGGAGAGUCCAUCGGCCGGCAGCGGGAGCUCAGCAUGCAGAUUGGCGACGAGUUAGAAAGCCACAUGGCCAUCCUAGACGAAGUCGACCAUGUUACGAGUCGCCACCAGAGCCGAGUCGAUCGAGCCAAGAGGGCUCUGGGGAAAGUUGCAAAGGGCGCUUCGGAAAACAAGCAGAUGUCCAUCAUCUUCAUCCUCAUCGUCAUUCUGGUGCUAUUGAUUGCUAUUCUAAAGUGA
This is a messenger RNA of Trichoderma citrinoviride, 789 nucleotides long. RefSeq lists its product as hypothetical. NCBI's taxonomy places the organism in Eukaryota, Fungi, Ascomycota, Sordariomycetes, Hypocreales, Hypocreaceae. Gene Ontology annotation, biological process: vesicle fusion; intracellular protein transport. Gene Ontology annotation, molecular function: SNAP receptor activity; SNARE binding. The transcript is spliced from 2 exons. Bases 1 to 789 code for a protein of 262 amino acids. The record is from RefSeq and is a predicted model, not a curated record. Gene Ontology annotation, cellular component: SNARE complex; endomembrane system.